Messenger RNA from Cydia splendana, 846 nucleotides. Its product is annotated as B-cell receptor-associated protein 31-like. Bases 159 to 767 code for a protein of 202 amino acids. The record is from RefSeq and is a predicted model, not a curated record. NCBI's taxonomy places the organism in Eukaryota, Metazoa, Arthropoda, Insecta, Lepidoptera, Tortricidae. Gene Ontology annotation, biological process: endoplasmic reticulum to Golgi vesicle-mediated transport; intracellular protein transport. The transcript has a single exon. Gene Ontology annotation, cellular component: endoplasmic reticulum; endoplasmic reticulum membrane.
AUCAUUACAUGCUAUUUUUGUGUUUGAGUUCUUUUUCCAUUUUCAGUCGAUUUGUGAGAUAUUCAAAGUUAUAAAGCAGUUUGACUCAUUCAUUACAGUGUACUAAUUUCAAUAUCGUGUCUGUUUAAUUGAAAACGAAAUUACUAACACUUAAAAACAUGUCUAUUCAGUGGACAUUUAUCGCCGGCUACCUGUACUUCGAAGUUGCAAUAGUCGCGAUAAUGAUGCUGCCCAUCGCCAGUCCGCGACGAUGGCAGCAAUUCUUCAGAUCGCGGCUGUUCGCCAUGUUCCGCGAGCACGCCGCAUUUUACUUCUACGUACUACUCGGCGUACUCAGUUUGUUCCUCAUGGAUGCUGUCCGGGAGAUGAGGAAAUACUCACAUACUGAUAGCCACGUGCAUCUCUCCACUGAAAUGAAAGGAAAUGUAAAACUCUUCAGAGCUCAGCGGAACUUCUACAUCACCGGUUUUGCCAUUUUCUUGGCAUUCGUCAUUAGGCGCCUCGUUACUAUGAUAUUGAUUCAAGCAGAACUGUUGGAGAAAUCAGAAAGGAUAAUAAGAGAAGCUGAAACUGCUAAGGACCUUGCCAAGACUACUGUAUUGACACAAGCUCUGCAGUCCGCUGGGGAUUCUAACAAUGUUGAAAAUUUGGAAAGGCUGUUGCUGGAUGAGCAAAACAGAGUCAAAGAGUUGGAGGAGGAAGUAACAUCUUUGAAGGAGCAGCUGAAUGCAGCAAAAUCUAAAUUGACUGAAAGGAAGUCUGAAUAAGUCUGUGAUUGAGAACUGGGAGAUUAAUGUUAAUCUGAAGCCUAACUUUAGUAUUUGAUUAAUUAGGAAAUUAUUUUAA